AUGAAUGAGACCUACAGGGUGAUGAUGGCGUUGUCAGCUCACCUCGGUUCUCUGGAGGCAGAGAAACAAAAGCUACGAGCUCAGGUGAGUUUGUCGAAAAGACCUGUAUACUUGUGUGAUGACAAAGACACUUCCUCCAACAAAGAGUCUCUGGAUGACCUCUUUCCUGCUGAGGAUGAGGAGCAGUCUUCGAGUGAGUUUCUUGUAAUAGAUGAUAGAUUAUCUGAAGCUCUUAGAGAGGAAGUGUCCUUAACAAGCCAGGACACUGUGUUGUUUCCCUACAGAGACCAGAACAAAUACAAAGAGGCCGCCAACCUGCUGAACGAUGCUUUGGCCAUCAGGGAGAAAACUCUUGGGAUGGACCAUCCGGCUGUGGCAGCGACGCUCAACAACCUGGCAGUGCUUUAUGGGAAAAGAGGAAAAUACAAGGAAGCAGAGCCGCUUUGUAAAAGAGCUCUAGAGAUCAGAGAGAAGUGUCCAGGUGACGGGCGUCCCAGCUGGUCCGGCGUGGUGGAGGACGGCGGGUCCACACAGGACGGACUUAAGCGCAGUGGCUCCUUCACCAAACUCAGAGAGUCGAUCAGGCGAAGCAGCGAGAAACUGGUCCGAAAGCUGAAAGGAGUCGGAAUGGAGGAAACAACCCCAAGGAAUGCUGGGAUGAAGAGGGCAAACUCUCUGAAUGUUUUGAACGUUGGCGUCAGAGAACGUCAGGAUGGCAGCGAGUCGAGUCAGCUGACGGAUACUCGAGGCCUGAGCUCCAGCACUCAGAGUCUGAUGAGAAGAGGCUCACUGGGUGGGAACAGCUAACGCAAAAAUAAGAAUAUCCCCUAAAAACACAACACCUUUCAAAGAUGACGAUCGGCACAGAGCAGUGUGUUUAAUCAGUGUGGGAACAUCAGGCCUGAGUGGAUUCAUCAGUUUUAGUCUUCAAGGAAAAAAGAUAAUUGACUCGACUAAGAUGCUUCCAAAAAUCUGACUUUUAAAAUUAGUUUGUGCGUUUUUAGAAUGAAACAAUUUCAGUUUUUUAUUUAAAACAACACAACAAAGCAUAAAUAGAGGGCUGGGUCAUGUGAUGAAUUUUAACUUGACGUUAUUGGAAUUGCACUAUGACAUUUUUUUCCGGAUCACUUGAAGUUUUAAAUCCCGUCAUUCCUGGUUUUAGGUUCAGUUCUAUGACUUCCAGUUAACUUUUGAUCUUAAACUCGUAGGACCUGGCGUCCACAUAUGUGGACAUCACAUUUUGGGUUGUCUAGACCACAAUACAAAAUUUUUCCCAAUCAGCUCAAAUAGCAAACAGAAAUUAAAAAUGCAUGCCAUGAAAGAGUUCGGGUCUUAGCAGGUUAAUUUUAAGUUGUGCUGAAAUCCCUUUAAUCUAGUUUAAAAGCAUUUCCCCUGCAGUGUUUUUACACAAACGUGACCACGUUACACUAAGGAAAGCGGCAGUCUGUAGGUUCACAUUUGAACUAUGGGAAAUUUUAAGACACUUCACUUGAUGCUUUGAUACUAAAGAUCAUAUUUUUUAAAUGGAGUUGUUUGUAAUUUGAGAAGCAGUGCAGGGAUGUAAAGAUCUUUACACAAUGAUCAGAAUGUAAAGUGUAAUUUUACGUUCGAAGAUGAUAAGCUAUCAAAGUUUACACUGUUUCAAGU
Messenger RNA from Neolamprologus brichardi, 1647 nucleotides. NCBI's taxonomy places the organism in Eukaryota, Metazoa, Chordata, Actinopteri, Cichliformes, Cichlidae. The record is from RefSeq and is a predicted model, not a curated record.